This is a messenger RNA of Candidula unifasciata, 1612 nucleotides long. Lineage: Eukaryota; Metazoa; Mollusca; Gastropoda; Stylommatophora; Geomitridae. The record is from the annotation of a GenBank genome assembly.
UGUGUGUUUGUCUGUCUACUUUCCCGAAAUUUUGUGUGUUGUCUACUUUUCACCAACAAUGUGUGUUGCCUGUCUACUUCCCCGACAAUGUUGUGUUGUCUGUCUACUUUCCCAACAAUGUGUGUUGCCUGUCUGCUUCCCCGACAAUGUGUCUUCACAAAUUCAGAAGAAGAAAGCCAAGGAAGAGAAGAAAAGUUUAAUCAUUGGGCCAAUGAUCCGCAAGAAAAGCAGGGACGAGCCUCCGUUCGUGGUGCCGCAGAUCUUCGUCGACUACGGCAGCCGCAGAACUUCCUACGCCUCAGCCUCGGAGCCCAUGAUGUUGGGGGCCCUGGCCCUGGACCUGAGGCGCUCCUCGGGCAGCAGUGCCGGCAGCCGGCGGACUUCUGUGGCUUCUGACUCGGACAGGCGCGGCUCCAACUCCAGCAUGGGAAGCCGACGAACGUCCUACGCCUCGGACACUGACCGACGUGGCUCAGCCUCCAGCCUGGCCAGCCGCCGGACGUCCAUCUUCUCCGAGCUGUCGGACCGACGAGAGUCUGCGAGUAGUCGCAGCAGCAGGAAGGGCUCGGACGGUAGCCGCUUUGGGGACUCCCAGUGUGAUUCUCAAGAUCUGUCAGACCCCGAGAACUACGACAUGGACGAUAGACGAUACUCCAUCAUCAAGUACCCGCCUCGACGGAUCAGCUAUGACGUCAGCAGACCAUAUAAGGAACACACCCCGCCCUACAGGCGCUCCCAUUCGCUGGCCGAGCUCCAAGAGGAGCAAGAGCGAGAGAAAUUCGCCGCCCAUCAAGAAGUGCGCCAGUCUCCAGGAGUCAGAGACAGGGAACGUCGCUCCACCUUGUCCAGCCUUGUGUUCAGCAGUAUCGCCGCCCUCGACCAGGCCGGCAACGUGGUCGUCCCGCCCUGUGUCCAGAAAAAACAGAAGAGACAGGUGAUUGGUCUGCCGGACACGCCGGUGGCUCUGACAGAUCUCAACCUGGAGGAGCUGAUGCCGCGCUACGUGCCGCCCAUAAAACCCUCGGGCAAGCUCCGCCUCCAGCUUCUGUGGUCUCAGGAUAACAACUCGCUCACCGUCAUCAUCAUUGAGGCCCAGAGCUUGCAGAUCCCUGGAGUGCCUGAUGACAUAGAAGUGAACCCGUACGUCAAGGCAUUCCUGGUGCCUGGCAGGACGUUCAAAUACAGGACCAAAACCUUGCGCAACACCAGGGAUCCACUGUUCCUGGAGAAGUUCGUCAUCAAAGAUCUGCCCCCAUUGGAGCAGAGGGAGGGCGGGGCUCUAGAGUUCCAGGUUUACUCCUCCCACCAUGUCAGCCGUCGCCAUCUUGUGGGCGUGACAUCAGUACGGCUGAUAGAGGCGGGGAAACCGAUUUCCGGUCAAGUGGAGCUCUUCAUCUCGCCACAAACCGUCUACAGGAUGCACCAGGGUGACCUGCGAGUGUCCGGCUGCUACCAACCCGUGGCCGGCAAGAUCGUUUUCAACAUCCUGGAGGCCAGGAACCUGCCCAAGGUGUCACUGCUGGGCGCUGUCAAAAUACACACAGAGAGACAGAGAGCGAGACACACACACACACACACACACACACACACAGAUUAUAGUCAUAGAUUGUAG